Molecule: messenger RNA, 5837 nt
Organism: Cryptotermes secundus
Lineage: Eukaryota; Metazoa; Arthropoda; Insecta; Blattodea; Kalotermitidae
Product: glutamate receptor 1-like
Exons: 7
Coding region: 219-2489 (756 amino acids)
Cellular component (GO): membrane
Molecular function (GO): glutamate-gated receptor activity
Source: RefSeq, a predicted model, not a curated record
UCCAUAAUGAGACACUGUAUAUUAAUAAUUUGUUUCACAUGCUGCUUGUACUCUUUGAAAUAUUAAAACCUCAUCAAGGUAUCAUCAAUAUAAAAUGAAUCCAGUAAUUGUAUUAUUCCUAGGCGAUGACCUUUAUUAAGAAUGCAAAUUAGGAAUAUUCUGUAGAGCCAUGAAGAACUUAAAAAAAAAAUUAGUAGUCAUUGUAGUUGUCUUGUGCCAUGUUUCACAAAUAUAGGACCAUAUUCAUUUCAUUACUUUGUCUUUUGUUAACAGUUAAUCAAAAUUUACACAUAACUGGUGCUUCAGGAGUGGAAAGAGCUGUAAGAAUAAAGAAAGAGACCAUUUUGUCAAACAAAAGUACAACGAAACUUUACAACAUUGUAAAGCAAGUUGACUAUAAUGAGGAUCUGGAGCACCUUAUAAUUGAUAUUGUCACAGAGAUGCUUGGGGAGCUCAACUGUUUGGCUAUCAUCAAUGAUAACAAUCAACAAGAUAUUUUUGGAGGCCGUUUCUUCAAAAGUCUUGGAAGCAUCCCUUAUUAUAAGGUGCUUGUGGAAGAUAAAGAAGAUUUGCAGAGUCCAAACUACAGAACGCUUUCUGUAAUUUUGCAUGUCAAAAGAGCUGGCUGUGAAGCUUAUAUUUUGUUGAUUUCUAAUGGAGGGAAAGUAUCACGAUUCCUCAUAUUUGGAGACAGACACAGAGUACUUGACACAAGAGCCAAGUUCAUUUUACUGUAUGACAACCGAUUAUUCCACCCCAAUCUACAUUAUCUCUGGAAAAAAAUUGUGAAUGUCGUAUUCUUGCGCCAGCAUAGAAGACAUCAUACAUCUGUUCUCAUAGGACACCAGGUUAUCCGUUCAUGGUAUGAUAUCAGUACGGUACCUUUUCCAUCACCCAUCCAUAAAACUUUUAUCCCUCAUCACCUGGACACGUGGCAUCAUGGGAAAUUCCAUUCUGGGGCUGAUCUGUUUAGAGAGAAGACCUUGGACCUGAGAGGACAACAGCUCAAGGUUGUUACUUUCCAGCAUAUACCAGCAAGCACCAAGUUGGCAACCCCUCCCCUUAGGAUGGAUGGCACAGUGGAAGGCAGUGGUUCCGUUAUCUUUGGGGGACUUGAGAUAGAGGUACUAAGGACACUUGCAACUGUAAUGAAUUUCCAUCCAGAUGUGUAUGAAGCAGAAAAUGCAGAUGUGGAACAAUGGGGCCGCAAACAGCUGAAUGGCUCAUACUCAGGCCUGCUGGGAGAAGUGAUGAGCGGAGAGGCUGAUGUUGCACUGGGCAAUUUAUAUUACAUACCAUAUUAUUUGGAACUCAUGGAUCUCACCAUCCCUUACACCACACAGUGCCUCACUUUUCUCACCCCAGAAUCACUCACUGACAAUUCUUGGAUGACACUGAUUCUGCCUUUCAGGCCUGUGAUGUGGGCUGCAGUGCUUGUGGCUAUGAUUUUGGCUGGAUUUGUGUUUUAUGCUCUGGCCAGCUAUCACCACCACAUUGUGUCUACAGUGGAUGUGCAGACACAUGAUAUCGUCAUGGUACAGGGAAGAGGAAGAGCGAAUGACAGCAAAAUGGUACAUGUACAUGAAGAGGGGAAGGAAACUGGUAAAGGUCUUUAUUUGUUCAGUGAGUUAGAAAAUGGAAUUUUAUACACAUAUGGUAUGCUCCUACUGAUUUCCCUCCCAAAGCUUCCAUCAGGCUGGUCGCUCCGGGUCCUGACUGGAUGUUGGUGGAUCUACUGCAUUCUCCUGGUGGUUGCUUAUCGAGCAAGCAUGACUGCAAUUCUCACUAACCCAACUCCCAGGGUCACCAUAGACACGCUGGAUCAGUUGGUAGACCACCACAUUACCUGUGGAGGCUGGGGUGAAGAUAUAAAGCAAUUCUUUCUUACUUCACUGGACACUUCUGGACAAAAAAUUGGACUCAAGUUUGAAGUCAUCUAUGACUCUGAUCUUGCAGUGGAAAGAGUGGCUAAAGGAGAGUUUGCUUACUACGAAAAUAUUUAUUUUUUACAAUACUUACGUGUUAGAAGACAACUUGCACUGAAACAAGCUGAAACUAAGAAAGACGUCAACUACUAUCAAGAAUCAAAAGAACGGAACCUCCAUAUCAUGCAUGACUGUGUAAUUCACAUGCCUAUAUCAAUUGGCCUUCAGAAAAAUUCACCCUUGAAGACUCACAUGGAUAGAUUCUUGCGUUGCAUUGUUGAAGCAGGUCUUGUCAAGAAAUGGCUCAACGAUGUGAUGCUUAAUAUCACGUCAGCAGAUAACACACCAAAAGAGGAAGAUAGCAACAAACCUCUCAUGAACCUCCACAAACUUUACGGGGCUUUUGUGGCCCUUGGUGUGGGAUACUUCAUAAGCAUAUGUGCCCUCACUGGGGAAAAUAUACACUGGCAAUGUGUUGUAAAGAAAAGUUCAAUAUAUGAUAAAUAUGCCAUCAAUAUUUAUUAUGAUCAUAAAAAGUCUUUAAAAAUGCUUAAAAAUAAUUAGUAAGUCUGCCAUAAAUAAUAUUUCUGUAGAAAUCAUUGCUAUAAUUCAGUGUGUUGCCUAUAUUGAAUAAUCCAUACAGCCAGGUGUCCAGAAAUACUUAAAUCUACUAGUCACUAUACAAAAUGCAUGUGGUUCAAGCUAGUCAGUUUAUUACAUUUCUGGCAACCUGCAUAUGAGAAUAGCAUGUUAAAAGAACGAUGAUGGCCCAUUUUUCUUCAAAACAUUUCAAAAUACUUUCAUGGUUUUAUAUGGGUAGACUAAUUCACUCUGUAAUGUGUGGAAUAUGACAGAAAUUAAAAUCUUUAUGAACUCCGUCAAUUCUUGGCAUCUGUUAAUUCUUUAUCCAGACCUAUUUUGUGGCAAGAAAUUCCCAUGAUGCUACUAAAUAGCACUAUUGUUGCAGUAUGUCACUGUCGUCAUUGUCAUCAUUAUCUAUUGACAUCUGCACCAGUGUCGGUUUUCUUGUCAUAAGGCCUGCUUGUUUUUCUGUCCUUCCAUAAAUAUUCUUCUUGUACCUGUGUCCUCAUUCCCUGUUCUCAAUUGUAUAUCUUCCCUCACUUUGUUUCUCAAAGUUUCCUUUGGUCUCCCAAGCACUUAUUUAUUCAACAUCUUUAUCCUUGAUAUACUCAGAGAAAUGCUGUUGUCAUUCAAGUUUAACACAUACCUGUGCCAUGGUAUCAAUUUCACCAACUUUUCUAGUAUAUUUUUGCUUUCAGAUCUUGACUAAUGUCUUCAUUUCAGACCAUCCACUCUGAUGGAAACAUGAAUGAAUAAUGAUGGUAAUUAUUAAUUAAAUAUACAUGAACAAGAUAUUUAAUUUUAGGUUUUAUGAUUUUAAUAAACUGAAGGUUAUCAAACAGAAGCAAAAUAAAACAGGAUAAGUAAUUUUUGGCUACAAUGUUUGGAUAAAAGUUGGUAAUGAAACAAACUAUUUGUGAUCUUUUUGGUGUUUCUGCUUUGGUAUGUACUCCACAUAUUUAUUUCCUCCUCUAUUCUGAAAUAUUCCACUUUAGUUCGCACAUAUAACACAUUGCUUUUCUGUUCUAUUCUACUGUGCAUAUAAGGUUCAUUCAAAAAGUACUGUAAUGUAUAGACCCAUUUCUAAGUAAUCUGUAAACAGCAACCUUUUCUGGGCAAUGGUUCAGUAAACACAUUCCUGCGGCAACGAAUAUUUAUGCAACAACAGAGUUACUGUUGGAAAUGGGAUGUUUUCUAUGUGCUCUGUGCUGAGAUGUUAUAACCAGAACAGCUAGAGCAGUGAGUUCUGUACAGUAGUAUUAGCCAACAGGCAAUGGCAUAAGCGCAAAAGCUGAAUAAUCAACAUUGUUGAGAGCUGUUAUCAAGCAACCACCCUGGAAAACUAUAAAAGAUUGAGGCUUUGCACGUGCUGUAGUGGUUUGUAAAGUGUGCAAUCAGUGAUGGCACUGUAACUGCUUGCAGUUCUGAGUUGUGGGGGUAUAAGUGAUCACUAGAUCAAUUCAACAACAUAAAGGCUGUCUCCAUACUAUGUGGCAGUAUGUUCUGAAUGUACCUGGCAAAGGCUGGCUAGUUUGUUCCAUUCUGUCUGUUUUUACAGUUCCUGGUGCAAAUAACCUUAACCAUCGAUCACAAUAUGGAGACAAUCUGAGGCAUUUCCUGCUAUGAAUUUUACUACUGAAGAAUGCUGUGCAGUCAUCAGAUUCCCUUUUAGCCUUGAAGAGUACAGUCUUCUGGAUUGUAACAUUAUGUAGUUUGGAGACAGGUCCAUGUUUUGGAAGAACAUCCUGUCACUGGUCAAUAACUAGAUACAGUUUGGAUUGAUGACUGAAUUUAAUGGACACCUAUUACUCUUAAAUACAUAUAACUGCAACACUUUUUUACUUUCCUUCACAAUCUGUAAAUAGCUACAGCACAUCCCAAGUCUUUCUGGUCAUUGCUUGGUUAUGGUCUCCAGUAACAGGAAUUAUCUCCAAUGAUUCUGUGCUUGAUGGCUCCUGUUCUCUGUGAUGCUUCUCUGACUCCAAUAUUCUGGCUGUAGCUGUCAUCUUGCAAUAUCAUCUCCAGCUUCAGGACUGAAGAGUAAGCCAAACUCAAAACCAAGUGAGCAGGCAGAAAUGCUUACUCUUUCACCCUGAAGAUGGAAGUGAUGUGAGCCUCUGAAAUACUGGGCUGUCUCCAAAUUGAACUGCCAUUAGAGACUCAAAUCCAACACUGUUUUAGCAUUACUCUCCUGAAUUGGUACUGUCUGAUUUUUCACUGUUUUAUGAAAUAAGAUUCAAUUCAAGCACCCUAUAUCAUUCAAUGUAAAAGUAUACUGGGAUAAAACUUACCAAUGGGGCAACAUUUUAUUACAAGAAUUUCUAAAAUGUUUGUUAAGUUCUGCACCAAUGGGAAAAUUUGUAUACCGAGAGGAGACUACACUGAAAAGUGAACAAAAUGUAUGUUCAACAGUAAAAUGGAGCUUAGUUUUAGAAUACAUCUUGUAUAUCUCAUUCUUACUCAUGUAAUGCUGCCUUUGACAUACACUUUCUUACAGCCUCCACACACAGUCCGCAUUGUGAUUUACUACCAUUAAAUGUGAUAUAUAUAUAUAUGUUACAUACAUAUGUUUCAUACUUGUACUACACAACGGUAUGUUAUAAAAAUGACUUUUGCAUAACACAACAUUUAAAAGCCUAAACAGAAUCGGAAAAUUAAAUCCAAACAUUACAUUUUUAAACGUUUAUUCUUUUGCCCAAAAUUUCAAAUGUAUCACUCCCCUGUGUUACAAUUAAGCACAGGGGGAGGGCGAGGAAACAAAUGAAUAUAGGAAUGUAUAACUCAAACAGUUUUGCUAUAUGCCUGUGUAAAUGAACACAGUCAAGGACUUGGAGGAAAAGUACUCAUUAGUAACAGUUCACUCACAUAAACGUGGUCCACUAAAUUUGUAGGCUAGCCAUAUUAUCUCUUCAUUCACCCAUUAUAAGUUGUUAUUAUUUCUACUAUUAAUUAGUUCACAUACUUUCAACAGUUAGAUUUAAUAUUAUCAGGCAGUACAUAACUAUAUGAUUGCUCCUGUUUUUUUAAAUACCCUUCCCACUCAACAAGUGUAAAAAUUACAUCACAACAAAGUCAUUCACAACUUAAUGUCUUAACUUCAGAAUUUCUGAAGUAAUUCCCAGACAGAAAUCUCAUAUAAACGCAGGUCUGAUUCUCAAUGGUUAUGGAUUUCGCAUUACUGGAAUGUCCAAGCAAAUAUUUAUGUAUGCAGUUUCAAUUCCUGACUUUACAUAACUGUUCAAAAUGACCAUCCUCAGCCUCAGUUCUUACUCUGACGUGUCUUGUGAAUUGUAUGUGUAGCUUUCAUCACUUCCUUAGAACUGUCCUUAA